This is a messenger RNA of Prunus dulcis (almond), 1833 nucleotides long. RefSeq names its product receptor like protein 22-like. Lineage: Eukaryota; Viridiplantae; Streptophyta; Magnoliopsida; Rosales; Rosaceae. Bases 1 to 1833 code for a protein of 610 amino acids. Gene Ontology annotation, cellular component: plasma membrane. The record is from RefSeq and is a predicted model, not a curated record. The transcript is spliced from 2 exons. Gene Ontology annotation, molecular function: protein binding.
AUGCGGUUGGACCUCUCGUCUAACAGUUUUGGUGGCCAAAUCCCAUGGUCGUUCUUUUUAAACCUUGAGAGCCUCGUUGAGUUGAAUCUUAGUGGCAACAAUUAUGUCGGUCAAUUUCCAGAAGUUGAUAGCAACCCGACAUCAAACUCUUCUUUAUAUGAUUUUUCAAAACAACUGGUGGGUCAUAUUCCUCGACACUUAACCAAGCUCAUUUUAUAUGAGAACCAACUCAACGGAACAAUACCAUCUUGGUUAGGUAGUUUGCCAUCAUUGAAGGGCUUAGGCCUCGGAGAUAACCAACUCAGCGGUAAUAUCAUUGAGUUCCAAUCUCGUUCUUUGUCAUGGCUUUUUUUAAGGAAUAACAAGCUGGAUGGCCUGAUUCCAGGAUCAAUCUAUGAACUUGAGAAUCUUCAGUACCUUGGUCUAUCAUCCAAUAACUUGAGUGGCACUGUGGAGUUUGAAAAGUUUUCCAAACUCCAAAAUCUCAGGCGGCUUAAUCUUUCCUUUAAUCAUCUAUCCUUGAGCUUCAACCAUUUGAGAAACAACACCUGGCCUCAACUUCAGUUACUAGAUUUGUCAUCUUGUAACAUAAGUGAGUUCCCAUACUUUCUAAGGGCCGCACCAAAUUUGCACACGUUAUCCCUUUCCCACAACCGAAUCCAAGCCAACAUUCCCAAAUGGUUGUUGGAUUUGGGGAAAGAUUCAUUGAGUUAUUUGGAUCUUUCUCACAACUCUUUGACUGGCACUGUAGGACCGCUUUGGUGGAAAAAUCUUUACUAUCUUGACCUUCGCAACAAUUCUCUCCAAGGAGAGCUUCCAAUUCCAUCACCUUCCGCAUCUUACUUUUUCAUAUCAAAUAAUCAAUUCACUGGAGAGAUACCUCUAAGGAUCUGCAACCUGAGUAGCCUUCAAAUCCUUGAUUUGUCUAGUAAUAAAUUGAGUGGCAAAAUUCAUCAAUGCAUAGGGAAUUUCAGUCAAAGCCUCUCUGUUUUGAAUCUACGGAAUAAUAAAUUUCAUGGUGUGAUUCCUGACACAUUUUCAGAGGGAAACGUUUUGAGAAAUCUUGAUCUUAAUGAAAAUCAGUUGGAAGGGUCGUUGCCUAAAUCUUUGCUCACAUGUAGAGAGUUGGAAGUUCUAGACCUUGGAAACAACAAAAUUCAAGACACAUUCCCAAAUUGGCUGGAAUCUCUUCCGAAGUUGCAGGUUCUUAUCUUGAGGUCUAACAAAUUCUCUGGUGAAAUAUGCUUUCCAAAAACUAAGUUUCCAUUCCAAAAAAUGCAUAUCAUAGACCUCUCCAACAAUCGGUUUAGCGGUCUCUUGCCAACAAAAUAUUUUGAAAAUUUGACGGCCAUGAUAAACUCGCAAGAACAUGGACUGAAAUAUAUGGGAGGGCUCUACUAUCAGGAUACUGUGGUAUUGACAAUUAAAGGCUUCGAAAUUGAAAUGAAGAAGAUCCUGACAUACUUCACAAUUAUUGAUUUCUCAAACAACACUUUUAGAGGAGAGAUUUCAAGUGUAAUUAGUAAGCUUAAAUCAUUGAAGGGGCUUAACUUUUCUCAUAAUGAGCUUACAGGAUUGUGUGGAUUUCCACUUUCUAAAACAUGCAGUGCACCACAUCAAUCACCGCCAUCGUCAUUCCAACAAGAGGAUGAUUUGGAGCAUGGGAAUGGUUUUGAUUGGAAGCUAGUGUUGAUGGGGUAUGCAUCUGGGGUGGUAAUUGGAAUAUCUGUGGGAUAUCUUGUACUCUCUAAUGGAACACCAGAUUGGCUUGUUAAAGUGGUAGGAAAAAAGCAAUAUCGUAGAACUGUGAAAAUGACACAACAACGUGCUUGA